Messenger RNA from Seriola aureovittata, 5148 nucleotides. Its product is annotated as toll-like receptor 2 type-2. Gene Ontology annotation, biological process: toll-like receptor signaling pathway; immune response; inflammatory response. NCBI's taxonomy places the organism in Eukaryota, Metazoa, Chordata, Actinopteri, Carangiformes, Carangidae. Gene Ontology annotation, molecular function: protein binding; triacyl lipopeptide binding; transmembrane signaling receptor activity. The record is from RefSeq and is a predicted model, not a curated record. The transcript is spliced from 11 exons. Gene Ontology annotation, cellular component: membrane. The coding region runs from base 2154 to 4634 and encodes 826 amino acids.
UGUAGGUAUAAACUUGUCCUUUAUUUGUGCUUAUGUUUAAGGUUUGCCUCAAUGCUUUCCUCACUUCCUCCAACAUUGUUUGGCUCAUUCAGGCACCAUCUAGUUUAACUGAGUUCAGAUCUGUCAGUGUAAAAGUAACUGGAAAGACAAAACCGUCAGUUAAAGGUAAAUAAGAAAUCGAUCAAUCAUUCAGAUGCCAGUUUAUAAAUUACGCCUGUUUGGUCUGACGGGAUUUAUAUCUCUAGAGGAGGAGGGAUGAUUUUAACAUUAACAUUUAAUUCCAUCUGGAAAACUUUUCUUUUUAACCUUUUUUAAUAUUUUCAGCUGCAGUUACCAACAGUUUCUCAGCAAACUUAUUGAUUCUACUGUGAUUUCUAUCUCAUCCCGUGUGAAGCACUUUUAUUUUGGAGUGGAUCUCUGAGCGUUUUUUUCCUCCACACAAAGAACUGCUCAUCCUUGUACAUUUAUUUUAUUAGCUAAAUUUGAAUUUUGACUUUUGUGAGAAAUCCAGUAAGAGGACCUUUUGACGACCAUACUUUUGAGUUAUAAUGAUACUGGUCAGAUCUUCUAAUAUUUCUACCAUUCUGUAUUGUGAUUUUUAAAUAUCUUGCAUAUCAGCGUUGUGGCAGUAAAUGAUCAAACCAAAGGGCAAAGGGGAAGUGUUGGUUUGAGUCUGAAAGCCAGAAAGUCAGAGCGGAAGUCAUUUUGGUCACAGCCCUGUUCAUACAUUGGUUACAGCGUAUUAUGUAACAGAUACUAAUUACAGGAUAAUACUUCAUUGUGCUGCUUCACUUCAGCUUGUUUUAUGGGUCAUUAUCAUCAGAUCAAAUUCAACAAGACAUGCACAAAAGAAGAAUCUACUGUAGUUAUUUUUUUUAAAUGUUGUUACACUUUUACAGACACACACUCUUGCAGGUUUCCUCCUGAGAGUUCAUUUUCAUGCUCACUACCUCUUUUCACACUUGGUUAGAAGCCGUCAAGUGCCCUGGGAUCUUUACUUCCUCUCCACGUAGUCAUAAAAAACUAAUCUUUAACUUGUUCGCAUCUUUUACAAAUUGAAUCAUUAUCAAAUUGUUUUUAUCUCGUCAUCAGGAAUCAUCUCGGAAAAUAAAUAAAUAAAUAAAUAAAUAAGGUAAGGCAAAAACAAAGUUAGUAUAGUUAAAUCCUAGAACAAGAAAAUGAAAUGGUUUUACAGUAAGUUUGAGUGAUCACUGUCUCAGUUAUCAUCUCUCCAUUUAACAACAGAGGUUAUGACACCUGGAACCGUCCGCUCUGUUGAAGAUAAGAAAAUAAGGGAAGCACUUGACCGAAUGAAGGCUGUAUAACACACUGACAACAGUUUGGCUUCCAGUAGGCGAUAGGGACUUUCCAGCAAACGCUAAAUAUUUGGAAAAUAGCAUCAUCUUACAAAAUCUUACAAACAUGUAUAUGAUCCUUUUUUUUUGGUCAAUACUGUGCAGCUAAAUUUUAUUUGAGAUUGGGGUCGUAACUUUAUCUUCUCUGUACAAGUCAGAUCAUUUCUCAUGGAUAUGAAGAUAGCAAAUACAAUUGUUUAAAUGCCACAACAAACAACCAAAGUAAAAUCUGAUGUUGAGUGAAUAAGUUGGACAAAAGUAUGUGGACACCCAGCUUUGGGGAAACAAAAACAGUUCAACAUAAAUUUGAUCAACAAAUAUUUAAUAAAGAUGAGUGUCAUAAGUACAUACUGAUCUAUAUGAAUAACACCUCAAUUAAGCAUAUAUUAAUACAAUCAAAAUAACUAAAUGAAAUAUUUGGUAUAAACUUUCCUACUGCAUGUUGCAAAAUACUGAAGCAUUUGAGAUGUUUUAAUAUUAAUCCGGUUUUUAUCACGUUUUAUCACAUGUUCAAUCAGAAAAAUCACAGGAUUGGUGCACGUACAACUUGACGAAUAUAGUGCACAGGAUGUGCGACAGGAAAUCACACAUUGAAAUCCUCUGGGGGUUUUCACUCACUGGGAAAGUGGUUUUUGUGUGUAAAGGCUUUGUGAAAGUUAUAAUCAAGUGUUAAAGACUUCCUCUUUGAUCAAAUUCCACUUCCUCCCUGGAUUUGUUCUGCGUUUCCCUGCUACUGCUCAAUGAUUCUGACUCAUCCACUGUGUCUCACUCCAGAUUUUUAGUUUUUUUUCCUACAGUAUGGGACGAGAGACCAACCUUCAUUUCACCCUCUUCCUCCGCCUCCGCCUCCUCCUCCUCCUCCUCGGCCUGUGCUGGGGUCAGAGGUCAAACCCAGACCCUGAGAGGCCAUCCUGCCACAGCUGUGACCUACGGCUCUCCUGUAACUGCUCCCAUUACGGAUUCACCCGUGUUCCCAUGGUAACGGACCGUGCUCUUACUCUGGAUCUCUCCUUCAACAACAUCACCGUAGUGACCGAUGACGACCUGACCGGCCACAUGCAACUGAGGGCUCUGAAUCUCCAUGGUAAUAGACUAGCUGUGAUCCAACCAUCAGCGUUUGACUCUCUGUGGAACUUGGAGGGACUAGAUCUGUCUGACAAUCAGCUGACUGCUCUCAACCCCACAUGGUUCAGCAAGCUAGGAGCUCUGCAACAGCUCAACCUGCUCAACAACCCAUACAGUUGCAUAGGUUCUGCUCCAGUGUUUCAGGGGCUGGUCAGGCUGAGGAGGCUGGCGUUCGGAGGUCCGGCUCUGGAGGAGCUAAAGAGAGGAGCCCUGGCUGGAGUCACUCAGCUGGAGGAGCUCACCGUGCACGGCAACAACCUGUUGAGGUAUGAGCCUGGUGCUCUGGCGUAUGUUUGGCCCUUGGGUCAUGUCACUUUGAGACUCCAUGGACCUUUUUUUACGAACAUAACUUUAACGUCGGCUGUGCUCGCUGACGUGUCGUAUCCUGAGACGCCGAUCAUUCUGGAAGACCUUCAUAUGAUUGAGAAUCGGUCUGUUCAGCCCCUCAGAGAAGCAGCCAGGCGGAGGGUCAGGCACGUAACCUUUCGUAACCUUUCCAUCUCUGAUGAGGCCACUGUCAACCUCCUGGAGGUUUUCAAUGGAGUGCCACUCACCUCCUUAUCAGUUGAUGGCGUCACGCUGACGGGCGAGGGCAGGUGGGAGAAAGCCAACUGGACCGAUCAAAAAAGCAUCGAUGAGUUCUUCGUACGAAACGUCGUGGUGCUGGAUAUUUAUAAGUUUGUCUCGUUUCUCGAGCUGGGGUUCCUGCUGCAGUACCCCAGGAGGGUGUCCGUCAUAAACGCCGGGGUGUUUGUGAUGCCUUGUAUCACGUCCGGCCUUCUGGUGAACCUUCAGUACCUGGACAUGUCUGACAACCUGCUGACCGACAUGACUCUGAUCGAGACACUGUGCAAAGGAAACGGCACACUGAAGGACAUCCGAGUUUUAAACAUCAGUGGAAAUGCUCUGAAGAGUUUGUCCACACUGAGCCAACUGGUAGCAAAGCUCUACAAACUGACCCACCUGGACAUCAGCAGGACCAACUACAACUCCAUGCCUCCAAGCUGCUCCUGGCCCUCCACAUUGCGAUACCUCAACAUCUCCGGGGCUAAACUUGACAACAUUACUCUAUGUCUACCUGCAACUCUGGAGGUGUUGGAUCUGAGCAACAAUAAUCUCAAAGACUUCACUGUGGCCCUGCCUGCCUUGAGGGAGCUCCACCUCUCUGGGAAUAAGUUUCUGAGGCUGCCUUCAGGAUAUUUGUUCCCCAAUCUGCAAACACUGACCAUACAGUCAAACACCUUAAACAUGUUCAGCCGUUCAGAUCUUCAGUCAUUCACACGACUCCAGAAUCUCCAGGCGGGUCAGAACAAGUUUGUUUGCUCCUGUGACUUUGUCGCCUUCCUCCAGUCCGACAUUAAGGAAGGUGAUGUGCAUUUAACAGAUGACGAGGAGAGCUACGUCUGCGACUCUCCCUUCUACCUGCAGGGGAAAUCAGUGGGUCAAGUCCGCCUCUCGGUUGUUGUGUGCCACCAGGUUUUGUUCGUGUCCGUGAGUUGCGGGGUGGCGCUGUUUGUUGGGGUUCUGGUGAGCGUCAUACUAUGGCGCCUCCAUGCCUUCUGGUACCUCAAGAUGACAUGGGCGUGGCUGAAGGCCAAGCAUAGUUCCCGGCACCGGCGGCGACUCAGAGAUGGGGCAGAUUCGGAAACAUUGCUAUCCUUUGAUGCCUUUGUUUCCUACAGUGAAAGAGACACUGGCUGGGUGGAAACCUACCUGGUACCUGAGCUGGAGGAGCCAACGGAGAUCGAUGGAGACGCUGCGAAUUACAGAACUGCCCGGCCAUUGACCCUGUGUCUCCACAAGCGGGACUUCCUCCCUGGACAGUGGAUUGUGGACAACAUCAUGAGCGCCAUGGAGCGCAGCCGGCGGACUGUCUUCAUCCUCUCUGAAAAUUUUGUCCAGUCUGAUUGGUGUCGCUACGAGCUGGACUUCUCCCACUUCUGGCUGUUCGAUGGGGAAGCCGGCGGAGAACCGGCCAUCUUGAUCCUGCUGGAGCCGCUGUCCAAGGACGACAUCCCCAAACGCUUCUGCAAACUGCGCAAACUCAUGAGCUCCACCACGUACCUGGAGUGGCCUCAGGAGGAGGAGCGGAGGGGGGAGUUCUGGAGGAGUCUCCGCGAUGCUUUGGGAGGAGAAGGAGACUGGGAUGAAUGAGAAAGUGAUCUGGAUUAACGGUGAGCAGGAAAGGCAGCACAAGGAUAAGGAACUAAGCAGUUAGAGAAAUGGGAAGAAGAGAAGAGGACACGAGAGGAGUGAACAGUCAACGGAAAGAGGUUUUUUGUUGUUGUUUGUAUUCAUCACUUAAUUUUACCGGAAAAAUCUACAGUAAUCAGACCAAGCUAUUCUAUAAAUUACUAUAAAUUAAGAUGUCAGUUAUUUUGCUGGUAGUGAGGUGAAAUGGCCACUUGAUGGAGCUGUUGCUUUGUCAUCUAUGCUACAACAUGUGGUAAUUGUGGUUGUGAGACCAAUUCUGGCAACAGGAAAGAGCCUCAGCCUUGAGACAACAUCAGGAAAACAAACAGCAGCUGAGGACAGACAUGUUUUCUGUGUGCUCUGUUUACACUUUUAUUCUAUUUGUUUUUAUCCCAUUUUCUUCUGUUCUGCACCCAAGCGUGUGAAGAAAUAAUAUUCAUGUGUCAGUUUUAAUAAAAGCUUAAAAUAAGUUUAA